AUGGCGGCCAAUGCAGGAUCGAUGUUUCAAUAUUGGAAGCGCUUUGACUUACAACAACUACAGAAAGAACUCGAUGCCACGGCCACACAGCUCGCCAACAGACAGGACGAGAGUGAACAGUCCAGGAAGAAGCUCAUCGACCUCAGCCGCGAGUUCAAGAAGAACACACCAGAGGACUUUCGGAAACAAGUCGCCCCUUUGCUCAAGAACUUCCAAGGAGAGAUUGACGCCCUGAGCAAGAGGAGUAAAGAAGCAGAGGCCGCCUUCUUAAACGUGUACAAGAAAAUAAUCGAUGUCCCAGAUCCCGUACCUGUGCUGGAGCUGGCUCAGCAGCUGCAGCUGAAGCUCCAGAGAAUGCACGACAUUGAGACGGAGAACUCCAAACUUCGAGAGACACUGGAGGACUACAACAAAGAGUUUGCAGAAGUCAAAAAUCAAGAGGUGACCAUCAAAGCCUUGAAGGAAAAGAUACGGGAAUAUGAGCAGACGCUGAAGAACCAAGCUGAGAACCUGGCACAAGAAACGCAACUCCAGUUACACAACGACUAUGCAGAGAAAGAGAGGAAACUCCAGGAAAGCCAAGACUCCAUGUCGUCACGGUUGGAGGAAGCCGAGCACAAGGCGCAGUCCCUCCAGACAGCACUUGAAACAACUCAGGCCGAGCUCUUUGAUCUGAAGACGAAAUACGAUGAGGAAUCCUCAGCAAAGGCUGACGAGAUUGAGAUGGUGAUGACAGACCUUGAGCGAGCCAAUCAGCGAGCUGAGGUGGCGCAAAGAGAGGCUGAGUCACUGCGGGAGCAGCUGUCCUUGAGUAACCAAUCCCAGCAGGCCGGCAGCCCGACCGACAAGGCCGACCCCGACACGGAGCAGCCUGCGGAGGUGGCAUCAUCGCACUCGAGUCUGGAAGUAGAGCUCAGGGCCAAAGAAAGAGAGAGCGCACAACUGGUGGAGGACGUCCAGAGACUGCAGGCCAGCCUGACCAAACUCCGAGAGACCACCAGCACCCAGAUAACACAGCUGGAGCAGCAGCUCAGCAGCAAAACUGCCGUUCUCAAGGAACUCGAGGAGAAACUUGAGAAGCAAGCAGACUACGAGGAGGUGAAGAAGGAGUUGGGUAUUCUCAAGUCUGUGGAGUUUGGAACAUCAGAGUCCAUGCAGGAUUCAUCCAAACCUCUGGAGGUACUGUUGCUGGAGAGGAACCGUAGUCUUCAGUCGGAGAGCGCCGCACUGCGCAUAGCCAACGCCGAGCUCAGUGGGCCAGCCGGGCGGAAAGGGACAGAAGAGACGACACCCAAGGAGGAAACCAGCGACCCCUCUUCUUCGCCCCCUCCCUCUCUUCCUUCCUCCUCGCAGCCUUCCCUGUCUCGCACUCACACGGAUGCCCUCAACACUGCCACCACCACCACCAGCAGCAGCAGCGGGGAAACGCACCCUUUCACUCCCACGGGCAUUGGACAGGACUUCUACUCACCGGUUUUCCCGCUUGUUGGUGGGAAGAUGGCUUUGAACUCUUUGAUCCAGAGGCAGCUGCUGCAGACCUUCUACUCCAAAGCCUUGCAGGAGUCGUCUGGGAUACCCAGUGGGGCCCUGCUGUUCACUCCUUUCACCCCGACUCUCAGCUCCAUCCCUACCUCCACGCCCGGAUGCGGGUCCGCCGCCAUCCCUCUAGCAGCCAGCAGCCCUCAGCCGCCCCCGGCCAGCCCGGACAUGGCUCCCGUUAACGGCAGCAGCACGGCUGGCAGCGCGCCCUCUCCGUCCCCGAGCCACUCUGACGCCAACACUGGAAGUGUUUUGGAUGGCGAGGACAUGGACACAGCGGAGAUCGCCCGGCAGGUGAAAGAGCAGCUGAUCAAACACAACAUCGGUCAGCGCGUGUUCGGCCACUACGUGCUAGGACUCUCCCAGGGCUCGGUCAGCGAAAUCCUUGCCCGACCGAAACCCUGGAACAAGCUCACCAUCCGCGGCAAGGAGCCCUUCCACAAGAUGAGGCAGUUCCUGGCCGACGAGCAGAACAUUCUGGCGCUGCGAAGCAUCCAGGGACGGCAACGAGAGGGCUCAGGCCAGCCCCAGCUUAGCCGAGUGUUUCAGGAUGUUCCGAAGCGGAGAGCCCUCUCCAAUACAGCUUCACACACAGGAAACAUCACCGCUCGCGUCCGCUCUCAAGAAGCAGGUUCCGAUGAGGCCAUCAAGUCCAUUUUGGAGCAGGCCAAAAGAGAGUUGCAGGUGCAGAAAGCCGAUUUGUCUCACGUGCAACCCUCGUACACGGGCUUGAAAGGAGGGGGUGGAAGCAGGCUAGGUGGCGGAGGGGGCAGCGGGUCAGACGAGGCCAUCCACUCCAUCUUGGAGCAAGCUCGCAGGGAGAUGGAGGCCCAGCAGGCUGCGCUGGAGCCCAUCCUCAAAGCCUCAUCAUCCUCUUCCUCAUCCUCCCUCGCAUCGCUUUCUCAGAGGGACCUCAUGAGCUCGGCGCUAACUGCUCCCCUCCCCCCUUACAACCCCCUGGCUCUAUCACUCAAGAAGCCUCCCAGCUCCCUCUUGUCGUCCCCUUCCUCCCCGUCCCCCGUGCUGGACUUCAGCUCUGGCAUCAAGAGGGAAGGCAGGCCUUCUUCAGGGAUCGACGUGUCAUCAGACGGCUCUCUCAGACUGGGCCGAAGCUCCGAGGGGUCGCUACGCUCCGGGAGCGCGGCAGGAGGGGUGGGUUACUGGAGGGAGCAGUGGUGGAGCAGCAUGCACACGGACCCCCGCAGGUCUACGGCAGGAGAUGAGAACCACAACCAGGAAGACUCCAAAGAGGGAAUACUGAGUGACAGUCUGUCUCGAAACAAGCCGUGGAACAAGCUGAACCAGAGGAACCGGGAGCCGUACCUGCGCAUGCAGCCGUGGCUCAAUGGAGACCAGGGGCAAAACGCACACGUCCAACCAGCUCAGAACCAAGCAGAAGGUACUCCCAAAACAUCGGCGAGCUGCAGCCCCGCUCCAGAGUCGCCUCUCAGUUCAGCCGAAGAGUCUGUCAACGGACUGGCCGGCGAGCUGAUCACGUCGCAGUCGUCCGGUCUCAAGCCCCCUGCUGACGACACUUCUUGUGGGGACUCCCAGCCCGGCACCCCGCUGCCCAUACCUGGUCACUCGGGUUUGAGCAUUCAGGAGAUGGUGGCAAUGUCUCCCGAGCUCGACACUUACGCUAUUACCAAGAAGGUGAAGGAGGUGCUGACGGACAACAACCUCGGCCAGCGUUUGUUUGGGGAGACUAUCCUGGGUCUGACCCAGGGUUCUGUCUCAGACCUGCUGGCCAGGCCCAAACCCUGGCACAAGCUCAGCCUGAAGGGCAGGGAGCCCUUUGUCCGCAUGCAGCUUUGGCUCCAGGACCCGCAUAGUGUGGAGAAACUCAUGGACAUGAAGCGCCUGGAGAAGAAAGCCUACAUGAAGAGGAGGCUGAGCUCCCUGAGUGAUGGACAUUCUGUGGACGGGGCUAUAGUUGGGCCGGACUAUGUCCAAGGCUCUCAAAGUCCGGGUCUGCAGCAGCAGCUUAAGAAGCCCCGGGUGGUGCUGGGCCCUGAGGAGAAGGAGGCUCUAAAAAGGGCAUACCAACAGAAACCUUACCCUUCGCCCAAGACAAUUGAGGAGCUGGCCUCCCAGCUCAACUUGAAAACCAGUACUGUCAUCAACUGGUUUCACAAUUACAGGUCACGUAUCCGACGAGAACUCUUCAUUGAGGAAAUCCAGGCAGCGGGCGGAGUCGGACCCGGCAGCGAGGGGGGCUCCCCUUCCCUCCGCGGGUCCAAAUCAGGAGAAGGGGACAGCUGCGACGGGACCGAGUCGGAAGACACGGUGGAGGCGCGCCAGGGAUUCGGAGUGGGUCCGGAGGAUCACAGGGGAGCGUGCAAAGAUCACGACAUGGAGGCGGAGUCUGAAGCAGGGGGAUCGAAUAAUUCCCCUUCCCAGCUAGACUGCAUCCCGCCGGGCUCUAGCGGACUGGGGCUCUUCAGCCUGACGGAGGCGUCCCCAAGUAGCUCCGCCUCGAGUACGAACGUCCCAAUCUCUGGCCCGGCCAGGAACCCCAGGGAUAACAAUCUGCGCAAGAAGAAAGCCGCCAACCUCAAUAACAUCAUUCAUCGGCUGGAGAAGGCUGCCAGUAAAGAGGACCCCUCAGAGUGGGAAUUCUAG
This is a messenger RNA of Nerophis lumbriciformis (worm pipefish), 4161 nucleotides long. NCBI's taxonomy places the organism in Eukaryota, Metazoa, Chordata, Actinopteri, Syngnathiformes, Syngnathidae. The record is from RefSeq and is a predicted model, not a curated record.